Paracoccidioides brasiliensis Pb18 is the source of this 3792-nucleotide messenger RNA. RefSeq lists its product as uncharacterized. Gene Ontology annotation, biological process: sister chromatid cohesion. The coding region runs from base 1 to 3792 and encodes 1263 amino acids. Gene Ontology annotation, cellular component: nucleus; chromatin; cohesin complex. The transcript has 2 exons. The record is from RefSeq and is a predicted model, not a curated record. Gene Ontology annotation, molecular function: chromatin binding.
AUGGAUGAUGUAUCUGCUCAGGAUGAGCGCGACUCGAGCCCACUCCUAGAUCCCGGGGAGAGUGCCAGCUCACGACCUGAAGAAACAAGCAGGAGGAAGUCGGGUCGGGCAAAACGAAAGCCAGAACUUUUCUCUUCAGCUGCAUACAGUUCUAGUCGCCCGUCGCAAAGCAGAGCGAUGAAGCGGAAGCGCGCUGCCCAACAGGAGGAUGGGGACGGGGUCGACGACGACGAGAAUCAGAGCGACGCGUCUGAUGCGCCAGGGAGCGGGGCUGAGGGUGUAGAGGACGGUAUGGAAGAGGAAGAAGAUGAAGACGAUCAAGAAGAGAGUGAGGAUGAACCUGAUGAGGAAGAGCUUAAAGAACGAAAGAAGGCUGCGCGAAAGAAGGCUGCCGCCAGUAAGAAACAGAAACCGCCCAAGCCCAAGAAGCCCACUCCAAAGCGGGUAGCGAAGAAACCAAAGAUUACCAAUGGUGUGACGACUGAACUUACCUUCCGUCCUGCUGUCAAUGGGGAUCGGCCAGCAGCGAAACCGAAAAAGCCUCGAGUAAGGCCAAGUGAUUUUGCGGAGGAAGAUGGCCUCUAUGCCGAGGUGCUCUCCCGGGGCCACACUACUGAUGCUGUUGCCGCAGAAUGGCUUACAAAGUACGAGCAGCACAAUAUCAAAGGGAUGACCGAUCUUGUCAAUUUCAUCCUCAAAUGUGCAGGCACAGACUUGAAGGUUGACGACCACGAUAUAGAAGACGUCGACAACGUCGCCAACCGACUGAAUGACCUUCAGGAAGAAUAUCAGGCCCAGAACAUCACCGAAUACCCUCUGAUUUCGAAAGCCAAGAAAUUCAAGUCUUUCCAGGACAUACUAACUAGCUUUUUCACUUCCCUAAUUCGUACUAUUCACAGCUCCUCAGUCCUCUACAAUGACUCUGCCCUAGUUGAAAACAUUCAAGUUUGGAUAACAUCCAUGUCUUCAGCACCUAUUCGACCAUUCAGGCAUACCGCUACAAUAAUAUCGCUUGCAAUCAUGACGACGCUGUGCAAUCUUGCUAGGGAAGUUUCUUUAACUAUAUCAAAUACCCGAAAACAACUGGAAACGGAGAAGAAGAAAAAGUCCGUUAAUAAAGGUAGAGCCGAUGCAAUGCAGUCUAAGAUUCAAGAAGGGGAGAAAAAAUUAGAAGUUAUUGAUAGUUGUCUCCACGACUCGUUUGACACCGUGUUCGUUCAUCGGUACAGAGAUGUCGAUCCGAAGAUUCGGGCAGAGUGCGUUAACACCCUUGGAGUUUGGAUUAAUUCGUACAGGGAAAUGUUUUUCGACGGUCAAUACCUACGAUAUUUGGGCUGGGUCCUUUCAGACACGGUCGCCCAUACUAGAGCCGUUGUGGUGAGCCAGCUCCAUCGACUUUACCAGAACAAAGAUAACAUUGCUGGACUCCGUGCUUUCACCGAACGAUUUCGCCCACGAAUUGUGGAGAUGGCCGGCAGAGAUGCUGAACCCAGUGUUCGAUCUGCAGUUGUGGAGUUGCUAGAUUUGAUUCGAGAGGGUGGAUUGUUAGAACCCGAUGACAUAGACAGUGUUGGCCGGCUUGUUUACGAUAGCGAACCUCGUGUGCGCAAGGCUGCUGGCAAGUUUUUUGUUGAGAAUAUCCAGGACGUGUAUGACACUCUAACGGAAAGUUUGGAGGAGGAACUAAACGAAUCCUUCAUGGAUGACAAUGACGAAGAUAACUAUGAAACACCUCGCCGCUCUUGGAUCAAAUACAAAUGCCUUGUGGAUGUGCUUCAAGUGUAUGACGGUCAGGAACCUGAAGGGCAACCUGAUCAGGACUCGUCCCUUUUGCGAACAGGUUUUGAUGGUCGCAUUGAUUCACGGUUCGUGCUUGCGACAGAAGCUAUCUACUCCCAUUUUGAAGAACUCCAGCAAUGGGAGCAUUUAGCUGGAUAUCUUCUCUAUGAUCAUUCCCAAAUUCCAGAGACUUCGAGUGAAGAAGAUUCUUCUUCCAUUACUGUGAAACAGUUAUUCAAACUAAGUGAAGGACAGGAGGUGGUCCUAUUGGAAGUUUUAAGCUGCGCGGUUAAGCUACAUAUCAUGGAGAUCGCCAAAUCUGACACUGAUAAGAAGGGUAGGAAGACCAAGUUGCUAGUUGAGAGGAUGGAGGAGCGACAGGAAUCCAUCGCCCAUAGCCUGUCUCAAAUCAUUCCCCGACUGCUGAAUAAAUUUGGAUCGGUACCCGAGGCUGCUUCUGCUAUUCUGCGGCUAGAACAUUUGGUCGAUCUCAACUUGAUCCAGGAUCUCCAGAAGGAUGCAGCUGCAUAUUCAGAGCUCAUUGGUAAUAUUAACAAACAGUUCUUGACCCAUUCACACCAAUCCGUCCUAGCAGAAGCCACAGUGGCAUUUUUGCAUGCUCGUACUUCGGAUGAACUUAAAGAAGCCAUGGAAACCAAGGUGCAGGAACUUUGGGAUGAUACACUUGAAACCCUGCGCACCUUAUCGGUAACAAAAUGUACGGAAGAAAUACCGUCUCUUUCCGUCAACAUUCUCACGGCACUCUCGAAUACUGUUAUGAGGAUUUCAAACCUCACGAGCGUUUCCGACUGCGCUUCCAUCCUGGAGGCCGAACCCCCCGCUGUUUCUAAAAAGCAAACCACCUCAUCUAAACCCUCUGUUGAUAUUAUUCUCAACUUGAGUAAACGAGGUCUCCGAGAAGAGGAUCCUGAUGAAGAGGUUGCAAGACUGGAAUUCGAACUGGUGACGAACAGUUUUAAAAUUCUUCUUGUAUAUUUUAUGUGGAAAGUACAGUUCAUCACUUCGACACUAUCAUCCGGGGACCCGUCCUUUGAUACCGAUUAUUUCAAUUCACUUUCGACUCGUCGGGAUGCCUUUGUCGCAAUUCUUACCUCUAUUAUGCAAGCCCGCUCGGGACUCGACGAACUUAGAUUUUCCGCGACGCUCACUUUACUUGACCUCCAAACUGUGUUUGGGACACUUCGCAGCGCUGGAUUGCGGACAAAGAACGUCAUUCCUUCAUUGAAUGAUGAAGUUGCCCUCGAAAUCCAAAAUCUGGUGCAAGAUAUUACCCCAGAAACCCAAGCUCUAAUUUCCCGCAUUCACGACACAGCCGAACGGGCAUACGCUAAAAAGUCUCGACGAAAGUUGGAAGUGGCAGAGGUUGCAGAGGAUGACGAGCCCAUGGAUUCACUGUCAGAGGUUGACAGUAAUUUAUCAGACGAUGAAGGUGAAGAUGACGACGAGGCCGAUGAGGAGACAAGGGAUGCCUUGGCUGCGAAACGGACCCGUAAUUUGCUUUUACUAGAGCAAAGCCUAUGCCAACUUACUGGCAAGAUCGUCCUUGCUAUUGUUGGCCGUGUACUUGAUUCGUCCGGGCGACAAAGUGGGAAGCUGAAGAAAAAGCUUUUACGGAACAAAUCUCGCCUCGGGCAGAAUUACAAGGAAGUUGUGGCGUAUUUGGACGUUGCGAAAGCUGCUGGUAGAAGGCUUGUUCCGCAAAAAAGCAAAGCGAAGCAGGCUCAGGAAAGAGGAACUAAUGGUAUUGGACCUUCGGGAGAAUCGUUGAAACAAAACUACGGGAAGAUCAAGUCGGCAGAGAUAGUUGAGGACGAUGAUGAGGAGGAUGAGGAGGUGGUGGAAGGUGCGCAUGCAGGAGAAGAUGAGGACGAAGAUUUACAAACAAGAGAGCUGGCUGAUGAUGAAGAUGAAAGGCAUGGCACAGAAGCAGAUGAGGAUUUGAAGCUGACUCCCCCACCUGAUGAUAUUGAAGAUGAUGUGAUGGGAGAUUGA